CAUCUGUCCGGUUGCACUUAUCGCCUCUUUCUUUUUGACCCUGCGCUGUGUUGUUGUCCCUCGGGCAGGAUCCAGUGGUGUGGCUCGCUCUCCUCGCCAUCCCUCUUUCUCUCACCCUCUCCCACCUACUGGCACUGGCACUACCUACUUACAACUGAUCACGCCCAGUUCCCUUCCCUUCCCUUCCCUUCCCCCCCCCUCCAAGUCUUUUCUAUUUGCCAUCCCUUUUACCGCCCCGGCUCCAACGGCCCGGUUCUUUUUCCAAGAUAGCCCCACCUUAGCUUUGUCGAUUUUCCAAAAUCCCCAUCACCCGAGUGGUUCUGCUGGACCUUUUUGCCGUGCUUCUGUAGAUGAAUCGAUCUCUUCUCCUUGGUCUACAUGACGCCCAGCUCCCCAGAUGAAGCUCUUCACUUUCGCGGCAAGACUCUGACUCCCGAGAGCCCUCGUCCGCUUCACGUCGCGGAACCGGCCAGGAUCCCCGUGCUUCAGAAUCAAAUGGACCCCGUUUUCAACGACACGUCGACUUAUGAGAAGUCCGAGGCCUUCCUUGGGAAUACUAGUCUCCAGGCGCAUCCCAAUGACCCGACCUCCUUUCGUGGCCCAUAUGCAGGGCCCGGGGAAGUGAGGGGAACCACUGGCGCCGUGCAGGUUCCGGAGCAACCACCACCGCGCCAACCACCACCACACACUCAAGGUAGCUCCCACUCGGGAUCUUCGCAGGGGAAGGAUGGAUCGAUGAAUGGAAUUGCCAACGCACUGUCUGCUACGGCUACCACUGCCCAGACAUCCUUUGCAUCCGACCAGCCCGCGCCUCCCAUGGCCACCGGCCCCUCCUCCGCGGUCCAGGACGCGCCAGCAAACUCUUCUCUAACCACUCUGCCUUCAUCAGAUCCUGUCUCCCUCCUAGCUCCUCCUUUCCCCGAUGUCCAUUCCUCUUCCUCCCAUGCCGCUCAGAACAUUCCCAGUGCGAGCGAGGUAGACCACGCAGUCGCCAGCUGGACAGCCCCGUCCGCGCCGCCGAAUCGCCUAGACUCCCAGAGCAAAUCUGAUGAUAACACUGGUGAGGAUGGUGUCGAUUUCCAGAACCUCCUCGAUAAUCUACCCCCUUCUUCCACUGCGCCCUCUGCCCCUGCGGUCUCAGAGACGGCGCCUUUGUUCGCGGACGUUUCUGCGCUUCCCCCAGCAGGAACAGACGAGGAUGCGCUCCAGUCUGCCCUGGGACUGCCCCCUCGCCCCCCUCCCCAGGCGAAGCCUUCCAUACACCCCAACUACAAUGCCACUGAUGACAUCCGGUCAUACCACCAACUUCCCCCUAACUCGUCCAACGCACAACCCUCUCCCCCCGCCUCCUACUCCGCCCAGCAAAGUAAUUACCAGUCCGGUCUGGGGCUUCCAUCAUUGGCUGCGGCUGGCGCUCCGGGAACCUCCUCGGGUGCCAGCGCCUUGCCUCCUCCCCCUGUUCCGAGUUUCCAGCAGUCUUCGCCGUCUGCUUCGGAAUCCCAAGAUCCUCCAGUACCCGCGAAUAACAAGAAUGGUCGCAGUGAAAGGCCGACGGCUCGGCAGCCUAAGAGUGCAGAUGAAGAUACUCCCUGGGGCCCGGAUGUUCAGAAGAAAUACGAUGAGUUUCUCCAUGAUGAGAGAAUCUACGUAACCGAAGGCCUGUGGGAUCGUUUCCCGCCGGGGUCCAGAUUGUUUGUUGGCAAUCUGCCCACCGAACGAGUGACGAAGCGAGAUCUAUUCCACAUCUUUCACAAAUUCGGAAAAUUGGCCCAGAUAUCCAUCAAACAAGCCUACGGAUUCAUCCAGUUUCUCGAUUCAUCCGCCUGUAAAGAGGCACUCGAUGCCGAGCAAGGGGCCGUCGUCAGAGGACGGAAAGUCCACCUUGAAAUAUCGAAGCCACAGCGAAGUACAAGACCCGGGGCCGCCCCGGCAGAAGCUUCUCGGGCCCCUCCAUCGAGACGCUCGAGAUCUCCAGAGUUCAGUAGAAGUGGCCCUUCCGGCAGUCGCAAUGCGAGGGCACCGGCCGAUCGUUAUGAUCGGUCCUACGAAUCGGGACGGGUGCCAUUCAGCGACUUUAGGGAUGAGCCGACCCACCGUAGGCGUGACGACUAUCGACCACCCCCUCCCCCUCGCUCGCCGUCUCCGCGUGCCUUCCGCGCGAGGGAUGGUUAUCGGUCUCGAGAUCGGACUCCGGAGCGAUACGAUCGACGGGAAAGACGGCGUUCUCGAUCGCCAUAUACGAGGGAUCGGAGAUAUCGCAGUCCAAGCCCACGGGGUCGUGGGGCAUAUGAAGGCGAUGCGGAUCUGCCUGUCCCUCGACGGGCUCCGAGAGAUGUCCCGGAAGUGCAGAUUCUUGUGCUCGAGGAAGUGGAUCGCAAUUUCAUUUUCCACGUGGAGAACGCUUUCCGCAACCGGGGUCUCCGGGUUGAUGUGUUGGUACUCGGACCUCGCAUUCCCUUGAACGCUGCUGUCCAACGACAGGUCCAGGAGGGCGUCCUGGCCGUGGUGAGACUGUCACGACCAAGCCAGUUCUCACGAAAGAUUCCCUUGCAACUAUUUGAUCGAAGCGGGGGUCCAGACAACUUUCGGUCAAACGAAUAUCCCGAUGUCGAACCCAGUAUUGCCGCCGAGAUUGUGUUUCAUGCCCAAUCGAUGCAGCGUGGCGCACCGCCUGCGCCAUUUCCUCCCAACCCGGCGGCGUUUGGGGUUCCGCCACUGCCUGUUCCCGCCGCAUCGGUGCCUCCAGUGCCUCAGGUUCCUCAGGUGCCUCAGGCGCCUCUACCUAUGGCCAAUCAGCCCAACAUCGCGAAUCUGAUUACCUCCCUCGACGGGCCCACGCUACAAUCUCUGUUGGGCGUCCUCCAGCAACGGCCGCCGGCUAUACCAAGCGCACCGCAACCAUUCCCUGCUGCCAGCACCCCGCAUGGCGCCGCCGAUCUUGCUAGCCUGCUGAACGCUGCCACUCGCCCGCCAGUUGCUGCUAACCCGCAACAGCAACUGCCUUCGCAGCCCUUCCCUCUCCAAGCGCCCAAUGCACCGGUGGUGUCCGAUCCCAACUUGAUAUCACUGCUUGCCAAAGGCUUGGGGGGCCAGCAGCCUCAGAACCAGGCUGCCGUUGGUUCCCAGGUGCAGAAUAUCAUGAACCAGCUGGGAAAAUGGAAACAAUGAUUGAUGACAGUCUUUGUUUUCUCUUGUCUUUCUCUUCUUCUCCUUUUCUUCUCUGGCUUCACUGUCGUUAGCGACAUCUCGAGGAGUCGGGCGUUGACUGAUUGAUCGAUUGAGAAUCGGAUAUGGAACGUUACCAUCAGUAAGGGUUAGGAUGCUGGGUUGUUGGGUUGUUUUCUUUCGCAUCGGUCGAAUCAGCGAGUAAACGUUACCGGAGUGCAAUGGGUCAGUUGGUUUUGAGGUACAGGGAUAGACAUCAGGCAGCGAUGUCGGGAUUUGUUGCGGAGCAAUUGUAUCUACAUAUAUCACAGAUUCUUGCGACGUUAGGGCCAUACUGUGAUUGGCCUGGCUGAGACAAUGCGAGCGCAUGAUAAUUCUAACCGG
Aspergillus sclerotioniger CBS 115572 is the source of this 3549-nucleotide messenger RNA. Its product is annotated as putative RNA-binding protein (Nab3). The coding region runs from base 379 to 3168 and encodes 929 amino acids. The record is from RefSeq and is a predicted model, not a curated record. Gene Ontology annotation, molecular function: RNA binding. Lineage: Eukaryota; Fungi; Ascomycota; Eurotiomycetes; Eurotiales; Aspergillaceae. The transcript has 5 exons.